Messenger RNA from Benincasa hispida (wax gourd), 2594 nucleotides. RefSeq names its product mRNAadenosine methylase (gene MTA). Gene Ontology annotation, molecular function: methyltransferase activity. Gene Ontology annotation, cellular component: RNA N6-methyladenosine methyltransferase complex; nucleus. Lineage: Eukaryota; Viridiplantae; Streptophyta; Magnoliopsida; Cucurbitales; Cucurbitaceae. The record is from RefSeq and is a predicted model, not a curated record. Gene Ontology annotation, biological process: mRNA modification.
AUGGAAACCCAAUCAGAAACCACCGAAGAAACCAUAGCCAGCAUCAAAGAAAAGCGUCAAGAACUCGAAACUCGCAUUCUUGCCCAGCAUUCAAGCCAGUUGGAGCUCCUCUCUUCUCUUCAAUCUCUGGUUCCUGAUAUCGUUUCUUCUCUCGACCUCUCUCUCCAGGUCGUUUCCUCCUUCAAUGGCCGCCCCUUUACUCCUACACCCAUUCUCCCUGAACCCAAAAACAAACCCUCUAAAUACCCUUUGUUGACCACUAACUCUGUGCCCCACAAACCCCGCCCUAAUCUUCUUCUGUCAGGAGAAGCGAAACCCACGAUUCAGAAGAAUCAAAAUGCGAAGGCGUACCCCGAAUCGAAUUCCGAUCCUAAGCGACCUCGCCAGCAGGACGGGGGGAAGUUCUCGAUGGACGAUAGUGGAAGCCCUUUGUCGGUUGUGCGGUCGAUGGUGGCGGUUUGUUUACUUGAACGGGUGCCUUUUACAACGAUUGAUUCUUCGACGGUGUUGAGGAAAUUGGAGAAUGAUCAGAAGGCUACAGCGGCGGAGAAGGCGGCGCUGCGGGAAGUAGGCGGUGAUUCCGGUGCGAUACUGGCGGUGGAGAUGGCUUUGAGGUCGAUGGCGGAGGAUAGCGGUGGGGUUGAGUUGGAGGAGUUUGUAGUGAGUGGGAAGUCUCGAGUGAUGGUAUUGGGGAUUGAUCGAACUCGGCUUAUGAAGGAACUGCCUGAGAGUGCAAAUUUUCAGUUGCAGGAAUCGAGUUUGGGAGAGGGUAAUUCGAGCCACAAUCAGAAUCAGCAAGUGGCGAGUGGUGGUGCUGUGGAUGUUAAUGGCGGAGUUUUUGGGAUGGGAGGGCCGAUGCCGAGGGCAAUACCGGAGAUGUGGAUGGGGCCUGGAGACCCCAAUAUGCAGGGACUGACGCCCAUGUUUCCGGCAAGUGGACCGGCGGGGGCAAUGCCGGGGGCAAGGGGUGCGCCUAGGAUGAUGGGGAUGAUGGGGAUGCCUCGAGGGAUGGGACUCCCACCAUUGCACAGGCCAUUGAUGGGGCCAAAUGUGCCCAUGGCUGGUCCCAAUUCAAUGCCGCAGAAGCCUAGAACUGAAGAAGAUGACAUGAAGGAUCUCGAGGCCUUGUUGAGCAAGAAGUCUUUUAGAGAAUUGCAAAAGUCAAAGACUGGUGAGGAGCUUUUGGACCUCAUUCACCGGCCAACUGCCAGGGAAACUGCUGUGGCUGCAAAGUUUAAAACUAAAGGUGGUUCACAACUGAAGGAAUACUGCUCGUCCUUGACAAAAGAGGACUGCCGGCGUCAAUCUGGCUCUUUUAUCGCAUGUGAGAAGGUUCAUUUUCGGCGAAUAAUUGCACCACAUACGGACAUCAAUCUGGGUGACUGCUCUUUUCUCGAUACUUGUCGUCACAUGAAGACAUGCAAGUACGUUCAUUACGAGCUUGAUCCAAUUCAAGAUGUGCCACCUAUGCUGAUGGGAGCUGGAUCUAUUCCUCCUCCCAAAUCACUAAAACCUCAGCGAGCUGAAUAUUGUUCGGAAGUGGAACUUGGUGAACCGCAAUGGAUUAACUGUGAUAUUCGUAAUUUUAGAAUGGAUAUUUUGGGGCAAUUUGGAGUGAUUAUGGCCGAUCCACCGUGGGAUAUCCAUAUGGAAUUGCCUUAUGGGACAAUGGCUGAUGAUGAAAUGCGCAAUCUUAAUGUUCCUGCACUACAGACUGAUGGUUUGAUUUUUCUUUGGGUCACUGGACGUGCAAUGGAACUUGGAAGAGAAUGUUUAGAACUAUGGGGAUACAAGCGUGUUGAGGAGCUUAUAUGGGUUAAAACAAAUCAACUUCAAAGAAUUAUUAGAACAGGGCGGACAGGCCAUUGGCUCAACCAUAGCAAGGAGCAUUGCCUUGUUGGAAUAAAGGGAAACCCAGAAGUUAAUAGGAAUAUUGAUACAGAUGUUGUUGUUGCCGAAGUUCGAGAAACAAGCCGUAAACCAGAUGAGAUGUACCCUUUGCUUGAGAGGAUAAGUCCAAGAACAAGAAAGCUAGAAUUGUUUGCUCGGAUGCACAACACCCAUGCAGGGUGGAUAUCUCUUGGUAAUCAAUUGAGUGGAGUGCGAUUGGUUGAUGAAGGGCUAAGAGCAAGGUUCAAGGCUGCAUAUCCAAAUGUGGAGGUCCAACCGGCGUCCCCUCCAAGGGCUUCCAUGGAAAUUGAUUCUGGGGCUGCUCAACUCAGGAGCCCCUUUGCAGUGUCAGAAUCAAAGCCACCAUAUGGGGGGGACCCUACAAUUCCUGAGGUCCCAUAUGCAGCUGCAGCAGCAGCUACCUCAGAUAAAGCAAUUGCAGUAGGAGUUGACACGGCUAACUGAAUCGAAUUCACUCUAAUCUAUACAACUAUAUAUGAGCUUUUACCUCGUUUCUGUAUCAUUUUAUUAUAGUUUUACUUGCGUCUGUAUGUUUCUUUUUCUUUAUUCAUUAUUGUUACUAUUGUUUUUGUAAUGGCGUCUGUAUGUUACAAUGUUUACAUAUAGCAAAGUAGGUAAAAUGAGACGUAGAUGUUAGCCGAUAUAAUUUUGAAUAAGAAUAGAGAAUUUUGUGACGUCUGUCA